Molecule: messenger RNA, 3027 nt
Organism: Aphanomyces invadans
Lineage: Eukaryota; Oomycota; Saprolegniomycetes; Saprolegniales; Verrucalvaceae
Exons: 4
Coding region: 50-2950 (966 amino acids)
Biological process (GO): carbohydrate metabolic process
Molecular function (GO): hydrolase activity, hydrolyzing O-glycosyl compounds
Source: RefSeq, a predicted model, not a curated record
UCAAGAUCGCUGUCGUCAUUCUUGAUUCUGCCGUCGACUAGAGGGAGACAUGUUGGCGCUGGCAUCGUUCGUCUGCACAACUCUACUGGGCCAAGCGCUGGGGAUGCCAAAUCCAAAGGCUAAUCCUGCAGCAGUCGUCUUAGCUGGCCACGCUCGCUUCACAGUUCUGACGUCGCAGCUCAUUCGACUGGAGUGGAGCUCUGUCGCAUCGGAGUUUCGCGAUGUCGCCACCGUCGUUGUCAACAAUCGCGCGCUUCCCGUGCCGACAUAUCAAGUGACGACAAAGGGCGAAUGGGUCGAAAUCACGACCGACACAGUGCAUUUGCGCUACGACACAAGCAGCACUGUGUCGUUUUCUGACGCGAAUUUGCGCGUCGAAGUUUCAUCUGUCUCGAGCAAGAACAACACGGUCACGUGGACGCCCUCCUUGACCGACAAGGACGACAAGCGCCUGUUUGGGUCGUUGCGCACGCUGGACAUGACGAAUGGCACUGUCAACUUGGAUUGCAAUGCGGGAGGUCCCGACACGAUCGCCGAUUCGCAUUGCACGUACGGGCUCAUCAGUCGAAGCGGCUACGUUGUCGUCGACGAUUCUUUGAGCUCUGAGCUCAACAACGAUCCGUGGCCGUGGGUUGUCGAAAAGACCCCAACACCUGCCGCGGGUUGCGCGGCCAUUCCUGCCCAUGAACGCCGCGUAUGUGGAUACAACAUCGUGACCCAGGACCAAUGCGACGCAAACGGUUGCUGCUUCGACAACUCGGCCUCCCUCCCGAACGGAUUCAUGUGCUACUACGGCACGAAAGCAUACCAAGAUUUGUACUUUUUUGGCCACGGUCUCCAGUACAAGCAAGCUUUGAAGGACUUUACGCGGAUUGCUGGGGCCAUUCCUCUUCCUCCGAAGUACGCCUUGGGUGUGUUUUACUCUCGAUGGUGGGCGUACAACGACGUCGACAUCGACGAGAUCGCGAGCGAGUACCAUACCCGGUCCAUUCCCCUUGACGUGAUCGUGCUCGACAUGGACUGGCAUUUGACCUUCUACAAGAAUAACUCGGCCGAUCAGAGUGGACAACCCAAGGGGUGGACCGGGUACACGUGGAACAACGAGUUGUUUCCGGACCCGAACGCCUUCUUGACCCACUUGCACGACCUCGGACUUUACGUGACGGUCAACUUGCAUCCAGCGUCCGGCGUGCAGCCGUGGGAAGACUCGUACGAUGCGAUGGCACGAGCGAUGGGGGUCGACCCAGCCACGAAACACUACAUUCCAUUUGACUUGACCAACAAAACGUUCACGACCAACUGGCUCACGCUGUCGCUCAAACCGCGGGAAGACGAAGGGGUCGACUUUUGGUGGCUCGACUGGCAGCAAGGCGAAGACUGGUUUGUCGCCCACCAACAGGCGUCCCCAAACCUGAACCCGACGCUCUGGCUCAACCAUGUCUUCUUCACAAACCCGUUCCACUGGACUGAAAAGCGUCCUGUGUUGCUCCAUCGGUUUGGCGGCCUCGGCAACCACCGGUACCCCCUCGGGUUCUCUGGCGACGUCGUCCCGUCGUGGGAUUCAUUAAAGUUCCAGCCGUAUUUUACAUCGAUGGCGGCGAACGUCGGGUUUACGUAUUGGAGUCACGACAUUGGCGGGUUUCAGCAAGGCCACAACGCCGAGCUGUUCACGCGAUGGAUUCAGUGGGGCGUGUUCUCGCCCGUGCUGCGCACGCACUCUCAAAAGGACCGCGUGUCGGACCGCCGCAUUUGGACGUACCCGACCACCCACUACGAAAUCAUGCGGCUCUACAUGAACCUGCGCCGUCAGUUGGUGCCAUACAUGUACACCCAGAGUCGCAUCACGCAUGAGACGGGACUUGGCCUCUUGCAUGGUCUGUACUACGAAUGGCCAGAGCUGGACGAAGCGUAUUCCUUCUCGCAUCAAUACGUAUUUGGUUCAGCGUUCAUCGUGGCCCCGAUCUUGACGCCUGUCGAUGCCAAGACGCAACUCGCACACCAAACCGUGUGGGUUCCCCCUGGUGUCUGGUUCGAUAUGACCCUUGGGUCGUUGAUUCAAGGGCCGACUGAAUAUUCCCAUGCGUACGCCUUGAACGAAGUCCCGUGGUUUGCCAAGGCCGGCAGCAUCGUUCCAUUCGGCCCACGAUCCACUCGAACGAGCCUCGGGCAAGCGCAGACAUCCCCGACCGCGCUGACGCUGACCAUUAUUCCUGGCGCGUCCAGGGGAAGUGGCAGUCUCUACGACGACGCGGGCAACUCAAACGCGUACUUGAACGGCGAGCACACGUGGACGCAUUUCACGUACCAAGCCCACGGCGACAGCGAUGCUCAAGUCACGAUUCACCCAGUCAAUGGAACGUUUGACGGGGGCCAUCGCCCCACCCGUCGCCAACAUUACGUUGUAGAAUUCCGCCAUGCUGCUCCAGCACACACCGUCCAAGUCAACGGCCAGGACGUCAAGUUUGUUUCGUUCGGCGACACUGCUCAUCUUGGGUGGACGUAUGAAGCAAACCGACUGACCGUGCGCGUGCAUUUGGACGCUGAUAUCGCUGCGACCACAACGGUAAAAGUGGAAUUUGCCACGUCGUCCGGCCCCAAAGUGUCUUGGAAUGGCGUGGUCGGAGGCAUCGCCCGCCUCCAACAGGUCAAGACCCUCCUGGAUCUCCAAUUUGCGUACGCGGAAGACUAUCCGUACCUGCGCCACGCGUAUGGAAUGAGUCGUCGAAUUCAGUACAACCUGGCGUCGUUCUUCCACGAGGUGGCGCUGUGGCCGCAGUGGAUCAAACUAGCGGUCGGCGAAGUUGCCAAGCUGAAAAUCGAUCCCAAAGUGCAAGCUCAAAUCCUUCAUCUCCUCGAAGAUUCUGUCGGCCACACGACACAUCAUGGACCACCUCUGCGGUCCAUCGAUUUCGACGACGUCGUCGUUGCCGACGCGUUCAUUUUCAACUAGAAAGUGUUGCGACAUGCCCGCUCGUUCGCCACGACAGUUGAAUCUCGUGUACAUAUACAGCACUUGAAAGUUUGCCA